Messenger RNA from Arabidopsis arenosa, 399 nucleotides. The record is from the annotation of a GenBank genome assembly. NCBI's taxonomy places the organism in Eukaryota, Viridiplantae, Streptophyta, Magnoliopsida, Brassicales, Brassicaceae.
GUCUUCGUCUAGAGAGAGAUGGCAACGGCGUCGUUUAGAUGGAUUCUGCAGCUUCACAGAGACGUACCAAAAGCUGCUCGAUUCUAUGCGCAAGGUCUCGACUUCUCCGUCAAUGUCGUCACUUUACGCUGGGCUGAGCUCCAUUCUGGUUCUCUCAAGAUAGCUCUUAUGCAAUCUCCUAGUGAUCAUGUUGCGGAGAAGGGAUACUCAUCGCUUCUAUCGUUCACAGUCACGGACAUUAAUACAACAGUGACCAAACUUAUGGCUUUAGGAGCAGAAUUAGAUGGCACUAUCAAGUAUGAGAUACAUGGAAAGGUUGCGGCCAUGAGAUGCCCUGAUGGUUACAUGUUAGGGCUUUAUGAGGCUGCAUAAGCAUAUGAAUAGAAUUGAAGCCUGAAA